AUGCACUCACGCGACAAGGCCACCAAGGAAGGCUACAGGACCCCCGCUGAUGAGUCUGAUUUUACGGUGACAGGAGUCAAAAAGGGAGAGUCUCGCGUGUGGCGGCGGCGGCAGGCCCACCAUCCCGCCGGCGCGAGAGCGCGAUGUGCGGGAGGUGCAGGCGCGUCCGGCUCACCGGGCAUCGCAACGCGUGUCACUCUGGCCGCGAUCUGCGCGGGACUGCCGUCCGCCGUCCGCCGCCCGCUGCCCGCUGCACUCGACCUCCCCCUGCUGCCGAAGCGUCCGACGCGACGACGUGACUUUGACUCAACUCAUAUCCAUUAUACUAUACUAUUCUAUACAAUAAAA
Messenger RNA from Brenthis ino (lesser marbled fritillary), 348 nucleotides. Lineage: Eukaryota; Metazoa; Arthropoda; Insecta; Lepidoptera; Nymphalidae. The record is from the annotation of a GenBank genome assembly.